AUCGUCAGCACAAUUGAGGGUAAUCAGGUCACCAUCAUCCAGGGUCCCACAGGGUCAGGGAAGACAACUCAGGUUCCCCAGUACAUACUGGAUUACUACGCUGGGGAGUCUCGGUACUGCAACAUCGUUGUGACCCAGCCUCGGAAGAUUGCAGCCGUCUCCAUUGCACAGAGAGUUUGUGACGAACGAGGCUGGGAACUUGGCAGUGUUUGUGGUUAUCAGUACGGCAUGGACAGUAGAAUCAGUGAAGACACCAGACUGUUGUAUUGCACAACCGGGGUCCUCAAGGAGAAGUUUAUCAACAGGAAGUCCAUGCAUCAGUACACUCAUGUCAUACUGGAUGAGGUUCAUGAGCGAGACAUUGAGUCAGACUUUCUGCUCUUGAUAGUCAAGAAGUUGCUGAGAACUAACUCUUCCCAUGUCAAGGUGGUCCUGAUGUCUGCCACGUUUGACACUGCAGUGUUUUCCCAGUAUUUUCGGCUACCUGUAGGCAACCAUUUAGAACCGGCACCAGUUGUGACAGUUGGCACAGCACAUCACCAUGUCUCUGAGUUUUUUGUUGAUGAGCUGGCACCUCGACUGGGAGAGGUCCCUCCUAUUGAUGAAAACCGGCCAGGGAUUUCUCCUGGCAUGUACAAUAUGGCAGUUGGGCUUAUAAAAGAGUUUGACCUGUUUGAGGAGAAGGAGCAAGGGAGAGACAGUCAAACAGGAUUUGCUCCUAUCAGAGGGACUGUGCUGAUUUUUCUGCCAGGCUUGCAUGAAAUUAUCUACAUGCUGGAGCAAGUCCGACCACUGGAGCACAGUCACUUCUUGGACAUCAUCCCUCUUCAUUCAACUAUCACUCUAGAGGAACAGAAUAAAGCUUUCAAAAAACCUGCCCGAGGAUACAGAAAGGUGAUUGUCUCUACCAAUAUUGCAGAAAGCUCCAUCACAGUUCCAGAUAUUAAAUAUGUGAUUGACUUCUGCCUGACCAAAAGCCUGUGCUGUGACCCAGAAACCAACUACCCACAGUUGGUGCUGGAGUGGGCUUCCAAAGCCAACACAAAACAGAGGAAAGGUCGGGCUGGCAGAGUCUCUAAUGGACGUGUCUAUUACAUGGUCCCUCAAUGGUUCUAUAAUUCUGUUCUUCUGGAAUAUGGGACCCCAGAAAUGCAGAGGUCACCACUGGACUCUUUGGUGCUGAAAACAAAGCUCUUCGACAUGGGUGAACCAAAGGCUCUGCUUGGGUUAGCCCUGUCGCCUCCAGACUUGGAUGACAUCGGCCGCACAAUACUCAGUUUGAAGGAGGUUGGGGCGCUGUCAUCUGACGUGGGCGAGGAGUCGAACCCAUAUGAUGGAACUCUGACUUUUAUUGGCCGUGUCUUAGCCAGCCUGCCUGUGGACAUUCGGAUUGGCAAGCUUUUGGUCCUGGGCCACGUCUUUGGGGUUCUAGAGGAGUGUUUAAUCAUUGGGGCAGCAUUGUCUGUGAAGAGUAUUUUUGCAAAUCCCAUGCAAGCCAGAUUAGAGGCUUUUAAAGCUAAAUUUGAAUGGUCGGACAACUCUCUAAGUGACUGCAUAGCUGCACUUAAUGCCUACAAGGUAUGGGAGAAUAGAGUCAGAAUGAAAGAAUUUGAAAGAGCAGGAGCAACAGAAGGCCAGUGGGGGAAGAAACACUACCUGCAGCCGAAACGAAUGAAAGAGGUUCAUGAGAUGGUCACAGAGCUAGAAGAUCGGCUAAAGAGAUUUAACAUAAUUCGGCCACGGCACAAGCCCAAUUUCAAAGGAAGUCACACAAGUGCAACAGAGAGACUGAUUUUAAAGAUUGUGCUUUGUGGUGCCUUUUAUCCAAACUUCGUGGUCAAAGAGGAGACGGAUGAGAAAGACGCAGUAAAACUAUUGUCUGGGAAUGACCCUUGCCGGACAGUCAUGGUGAAAGGACUGCCAGUAAACCAAGGCAUGCUGUACGUGAAGCAGCUUCAAGAUAUUUUCAGCUGUUGCCACAAGGAUCCACUACCCCGCAUAAGUUGUGAACAAACCAGAGCCUUUAUUGAGUUCUGCUGGAAACCUGGCAUGCUGUCAGAGGGGAAGAUCCAUCCAGGCGUGUGUUAUGCCAUUAAAUUAAGGCAGUUGGGGAUAAAGUUGACCCUUGACCUGUAUGACAAAGAAGAAACUCAGAGGAAGUUGGCAGAAUUACAGAAAGCCACGCAGUGCCAGAGAUCAGAUGGGAAUCUGCGGACCAACAGGCUGAAAGCCGAAGAUGGUGUGACGGAUCGACAGCUGUCCAGCAGCAUCAUUGACCCAGAUGUCACAAUCCUUCUUGUUAGUGUCACAGAA
Candidula unifasciata is the source of this 2313-nucleotide messenger RNA. The record is from the annotation of a GenBank genome assembly. Lineage: Eukaryota; Metazoa; Mollusca; Gastropoda; Stylommatophora; Geomitridae.